This is a messenger RNA of Olea europaea var. sylvestris, 459 nucleotides long. Its product is annotated as anthocyanidin 3-O-glucosyltransferase 5-like. Lineage: Eukaryota; Viridiplantae; Streptophyta; Magnoliopsida; Lamiales; Oleaceae. The transcript has a single exon. The coding region runs from base 1 to 459 and encodes 152 amino acids. The record is from RefSeq and is a predicted model, not a curated record.
AUGCUGGAUCGGAACGAUCAACAUUACUACGAGUAUGUGAGCAUAGAGAAUCAGAUUCCACAAUAUGAUGGGAUCCUGCUGAAUACAUGGGAAGAUUUGGACUCCACAACUCUGAAAGCUUUCGAGGAAAAUGAAAUCUGGAGGUCGAUGGUGAAGAUCCCAGUUUUGGCUCAGCAAAUUACAGAGCUGUGGAGGUGGGAUGCUUUCGGCUCAAUAAUAUUUGUUUCAUUUGGAAGUGGUGGGAUGCUUUCAGCUCAGCAAAUUACAAAGCUAGUUAUUGGUUUAGAAUUGAGUGAACAGAGAUUUAUUUGGGUGGUGCGCCCACCCAUGAAAGGUGCAGCUGACGAAUCAUUUUUCACCAUAAAAAUCGCUGAUUCAGAUGAUACUUUGCACUACUUGCUUGAAGGGUUUUUGACCAGGAGUGGGGUGAGGUGGGGUGCGAUGGGGUGGGGAGGUUGA